This is a messenger RNA of Capra hircus (goat), 5935 nucleotides long. It is a transcript of the gene PHLDB2, whose product is annotated as pleckstrin homology like domain family B member 2. The transcript is spliced from 19 exons. The record is from RefSeq and is a predicted model, not a curated record. NCBI's taxonomy places the organism in Eukaryota, Metazoa, Chordata, Mammalia, Artiodactyla, Bovidae. Bases 268 to 4107 code for a protein of 1279 amino acids. Gene Ontology annotation, cellular component: basal cortex. Gene Ontology annotation, biological process: regulation of microtubule cytoskeleton organization.
UACUGCUCAUGACCACUGUCUGCAGGAGCCAGAGAGGCCAGGAAAGGAAACGGAGGGGAGCAUCUAAAUUUUGUGCUUGGAGGGAAUGUAGAAGCUUGUGUCCAUGCUUCUUCCGAACAUCACAAAAUGUUACACAAAGAUUAGAGCAGUCGCAGGCCACCGCUGCUGAAUCAGGAAGGGAGCCGAGGGAAGAAACCAGAUUGAGAAGCAGCAGUCAAGGCUGGCAUUGAUCCUAGUUUAUCCUUGGAGACUCAGCAGAAGAUCCUGAUGGAGGAGAAUACCCAAAGAGAGGACACCAAGGAAGAGGGAGUUGGUGACAGACAGCCUGUGGAUUCCAACAAGAUUAUGGCAGAGCAGAGCCACAUGCAAAAGCAGCUGGAUUUACAGAAUGGUAGCUUAGAGGCAGGCUUUGUGGAGAAUUCCCUCGAAAACGAUUCCCAAAACAUGAUGGAGAGCCUGAGCCCAAAGAAAUAUUCUUCCAGUCUGAGAUUUAAAGCCAAUGGAGACUGUUCUGGCUCCUAUUUAACCCUCUCACAACCUGUGCCUGCUAAAAGAAGCCCUUCUCCUUUGGGAACCAGUGUCAGAAGUAGCCCUUCUUUGGCCAAAAUUCAGGGAACUAAGCAGUUCUCUUGCGAUGGAAGUGACAAAAGUAUUUCCAUGAAACCGCCCACCCCUUUACGCAGCACUUCACCCUCCCUUAGUGGAUAUGCACUUGGGAGAGCAGACUUUGAUCAUUUUCUUGGCCGGGACGCCGAAAGGUCCUUGAGGGUUUCAGAGAAGCCUCCCUAUUCCAAAUAUAGCUCAAGGAAUAAAUCCCACGACAAUGUCUACUUUCUCGGAGGGCUGGAAGGCCGAAAAGCAUCUGGCUCGCUCCUGACCAUGUGGAAUGGAAGUUCCCUGAGUGACACUGGCUCCUCGCCCAUCAACAGGUCAGGGGCGGCCAGCAUGCCUUCAAGCCCAAAGCAAGCCAGGAAAAUAAGCAUCCAGGACAACCUGACACUUCAGCCCAAGUUGAGCAGACACCGGGACCCGGCAUCUGAAAACAUCAGUUUAAGAACCAGGAAGUACUCUAGCGGCAGCCUGAGUCACAUGGGCGCCUACAGCCGCUCUCUCCCCAGGUUGCAUAGAGCCACCGAGAACCAGUUGGCACCCCUCAGUCUGCCUCCAAGAAGCUCUCUGGGCAAUUCCAAACGAACGAAACUGGGGGAAAAGGAUCUACCUCAUAGCAUCAUAGACAAUGACAAUUACCUGAAUUUUUCUUCUUUGAGCUCAGGAGCUUUGCCCUACAAAACCUCUGCCUCCGAGGGCAGUCCGUACGUGAGUUCCACCCUCAGCGUGCCUGCCAGUCCUCGAGUGGCUCGCAAGAUGCUUCUGGCCUCCACCUCCUCCUGCACCUCUGACGACUUUGACAGGGCUUCCUACUCAGGUACCAGCCCUGGUCAUUCGUUUCCUCCUGGGGAGCUGGACCGAGCGUUUGCAGCCAGAAGGAACUUCUCGUGUGGCUCUGUCGAGUUUGAUGAUGCAGACUUGGACAGCCUCAGACAGGCCUCAGGAACCCCCCAGCCUGUCCUUCGGGAACGGAAAAGCAGCAUUAGCUCCAUUUCCGGACGAGACGACCUGAUGGAUUAUCACCGGCGGCAGAGGGAGGAGAGACUCAGGGAGCAGGAGAUGGAGCGACUGGAGAGACAGCGACUGGAGACCAUCCUCAGUCUCUGUGCUGAGUACACAAAGCCUGACAGCCGCGUGCCCCCCAGCACCACCGUGGCAGAUGUGCAGAAAAUCAAUAAAGAGCUGGAGAAACUGCAGCUCUCCGAUGAGGAGUCUGUGUUUGAAGAAGCCCUGGUGAGCCCGGACACCAGGUACAGAUGCCACCAGAAAAGCGCUCUCCACGACGCGGACCUGGCAGGCUUUGGGAGCCUCAGUCAGAGCAGUGCCAGCUCCCUCCCCCCACGGGGCGCCAGGAAUGAUGAACUGCUGGGGGACCUCAGGACUCCCCCGCCGCCCUCCUCUGCCUUUCUGAAAGCUUCCGGCGAAUCUGCUUACCUAAGCAUCCUACCAAAGACCCCAGAGGGUAUAAGUGAAGAACAAAGGAUUCAGGAGUUGACUGCGAUGGAAGAGACCCGGAUAGCAAUUCUCAACAACCUUGAGGAACUUGAACAGAAAAUCAAAGAUAUAAAUGACCAGAUGGAGGAAUCUUCCAGAGAGCUGGAUAUGGAAUGUGCUCUCUUGGAUGGAGAACAAAAAUCGGAAACAACUGAACUUAUGAAAGAGAAGGAGAUUUUGGAUCAUCUAAACCGGAAAAUCACAGAACUGGAAAAGAACAUUGUUGGUGAAAAGACCAAGGAGAAGGUAAAGCUUGAUGCUGAAAGGGAAAAACUAGAGAGGCUUCAGGAGCUUUACUCCGAGCAGAAGACCCAGCUGGACAAUUGUCCUGAGUCCAUGAGGGAACAGUUACAACAACAGCUGAAGAGGGAUGCCGACCUACUGGAUGUUGAGAGCAAACACUUUGAAGACCUGGAAUUCCAGCAGCUUGAGCGUGAGAGCCGUCUAGAUGAGGAAAAGGAGAACCUGACCCAGCAGCUCCUGCGUGAAGUGGCUGAGUAUCAACGGAACAUUGUUACUAGAAAGGAAAAAAUUUCUGCAUUGAAAAAGCAAGCUAAUCACAUUGUCCAGCAGGCUCAAAGAGAACAAGAUCAUUUUGUGAAAGAAAAGAAUAAUUUAAUAAUGAUGCUACAGAGAGAAAAGGAAAAUCUUUGUAAUUUGGAAAAGAAAUACUCCAGCCUGUCUGGGGGGAAAGGGUUUCCUGUCACCCCCAAUACUCUGAAAGAGGGCUAUAUCAUUGUAAAUGAAAUUAAUGAGUCAUGUGGCAGUUCCACGAAUCUCCCCCCUUCCACUCAGUUCCCUGCUGAUGCUGAUGCUGCUGCCACUGGGCCUACCACCGCUGUGCUGAUGAGCCAGCCACAAAGUAAAGAGCAUUUUAGAAGCCUGGAAGAAAGGAAAAAACAGCACCAGGAAGGCCUCUAUCUGAGUGACACUUUGCCUCGAAAGAAAACCUCACCUUCCAUAUCCCCACAUUUCAGCAGCGCUACUAUGGGGAGAAGCACCGCCCCAAAGGGCCACCUGCCCCUGGGACAGAGCAACAGCUGUGGCAGCGUGCUCCCCCACUCGCUAGCAACCAUGACCAAAGACUCAGAAUCUCGGAGGAUGCUCAGAGGAUAUAAUCACCAACAGAUGAGUGAAGGACAAAGGCAGAAGUCUUCUGAAUUUUACAACCGCACAGCGUCUGAGUCGAAUGUCUACUUAAACAGUUUCCACUACCCAGAUCACAGCUACAAGGACCAGGCCUUUGAUACUCUGAGCCUAGACAGCUCUGACAGCAUGGAGACCAGCAUCUCUGCCUGCUCACCUGACAAUAUCUCUAGUGCCAGCACUUCAAAUAUUGCCCGAAUAGAAGAAAUGGAGAGACUGUUGAAGCAGGCUCAUGCAGAGAAGACAAGGCUGCUUGAAUCCAGGGAACGAGAAAUGGAAGCCAAGAAACGCGCUCUGGAAGAAGAAAAACGACGUCGAGAACUCCUGGAAAAACGGUUGCAGGAAGAAACUAGCCAGAGGCAGAAGUUAAUUGAAAAGGAAGUAAAAAUAAGGGAGAAACAAAGGGCCCAGGCUCGACCUCUGACCCGCUAUCUGCCUGUGCGGAAGGAAGACUUUGAUUUGCGGAGCCAUGUAGAGACUGCUGGCCACAAUAUCGAUACGUGUUAUCAUGUGUCAAUCACAGAGAAGACCUGCAGAGGAUUCCUCAUCAAAAUGGGUGGAAAAAUUAAAACCUGGAAAAAACGUUGGUUUGUUUUUGAUCGGAACAAGCGCACCUUCUCUUAUUAUGCAGACAAGCAUGAAGCUAAAUUAAAAGGAGUAAUAUACUUUCAAGCCAUUGAAGAAGUAUAUUAUGAUCACCUCAAGAAUGCUAAUAAGAGUCCUAAUCCUUUACUUACCUUCAGUGUCAAGACACAUGACAGAAUCUACUACAUGGUGGCCCCGUCGCCGGAAGCCAUGCGGAUCUGGAUGGACGUUAUAGUGACUGGGGCGGAAGGCUACACUCACUUCUUGCUGUAGUGAGCUGACACAGCUUCAGGGCAGACUGCAAUAAUCUCUUACAAGAAUGAAGCCAUAUCAACACCAGGUGGACAGACCCAGCAGACCCAAUGCCUUUAACUGUGGAUACUCAGAACUGCUUUCAUAGUAACAGGAAGUCAUUUGUAAAAGAGAAAGAAGGGGUUUUAAUUCAGAGCUUGAUCAUAAAUAAUUCAAAGCUUGAUCAUAAACUGCAAAAGAAUUGCCUAUGAGAAAGAAAACACUCUUUUGGUAAAUAGCAUCACUUAUAGGAACAUUUCUUAUAAACUUUUUAUCAAUUGUUGAUUUUGAUGAAAUAAACUAGUUUACAAAAUGUCUGUAUGUACUUGGAAAAUAUGAAAUUAUUUUAGCACCCAAAUCAUUGGUGGCAUUGACGUUCUUGGUAAUCAACUGGCUCUUUUUUAAAGGAGCAUUUUGUGGAAGGUUAUUUUAUAAAUAUUAAUAUAAACAAAUAAGGGCUUGGAAAGGCAGUCUAUUGUAGGAGGGGUUUGGCCCUAAUUUUUAAGUACUACACCGAAACCAAAGACUUGACAUGACCUCUGCUGAACAGUAGUAGUUUCACGUGAUGAACUGCACUUAGUGUCACUCUGCAUUUUAAAAUGGUACUUUGAUGCCAAUAAGUGCCCAGGAAGUUGACUUUGAAGAGUCACCACCAGCAUAAGCUACUGUACAUACAUAGCAAACACUUUGUAAAAGAAGAACGAAAAGCUGUGUGUUUUAGGAAGAAGGAGUCUUGGACAUUCUAUCACACUGGGCGAUUUAAAGACAAUGUUUAGCUUCAGCUGUUUUGCUGAUGAUUUCUCCAUUUCCAGUGCUGAGAAUAAAGGCAACAGUAACUGAUUUCCUUUAGAUUGUCCAACUUCUCUUUGCUGUGGAGUACAUGUGUUAACUGCAGCCUCACAUGAUAUAACUGAAAUCGAGCUCUGUUUUCACCAAAGAACAGACCAAUUAUUUUCCAAAGUAUUGUAGUUCUAUUCAGAGGCACAUGAAGUUCACCUUAAUGUUCUCUGUAAUGUACUAUUUUAUGAUGUUUUUUCUUUACAGUUAGCUUUUGUUUUUUAGAGUUCAAUUAACAUGUAUUGAAUGAAAUGACUUCAGGCAAGUCCUUUUGUAACAGUUUUUCAAAUGCCAUUUAUCCUGGUUUAUCAUGUUGUGUGUUUUUGUAAGUAUGAAUGUACUCUUUCUACUCAUUGACAAAGGAAUAGAAGUAGAAAAUAAUAAUGUUACUUACUAGUAAAAAUGAAAUGAUUAGAUUAGAAGUGUCUAUAAAGUUUGUCAGGCCUGACUGGGUACAAUUUUUUUUUUUUUUUUAAUUUGCAGUGGUUUAUAUACAUGUUGCCAAUAAUAAGAUUUUGCGACUGGAUUACACAUGACGUUACUUGAACAGUGAAGGACAAAAUCACAAUUGCAGAAGAUAUUUUUAUAAUCUGUUUCUACAGAGAUCACCCCUAAACCCUGUAGUGAUCUAAGACAGUGAAGUACAAGUGCUGAACUUUUGUUGGUUAAUGUAAAGAUAUAACUUUUCUGAACUGUACUUUACUUUCUUCAUAGGACUGUAAAGAUACUCUAAUCAACUUUCUGUCUUGCACGAUGUAGUAAAUGGUUCAAAUAUGUGUGUCAAAAUAUGUUGAGUUUGGAUUAAAAUGUUGAUCAGAUUUCACAUUUGAAAAUAAACUCAGUUUAAUUAGGAAAUUACCCAUUGGUAUCAUGACAAGGGGUGAAUUAAUCAGCAGAAGUCAACUGUAGAAUUGACAUAAAGUUUGUGUGCUAGCUAACAUUAUGACUUGUAGUUUAUAAACUGAAGUAAUCA